CAUUUGACGAACCGUCGCUGCGGGAGAGACCUACAUUUCCAUGGAUCAGGGAUUCCUUGAGCGAAGGGCAAACCCAGUUCGUUCCAUAGUCGGUCAGUGGCGAGACAUCUGACGUAACGAGGUGUAUGCAGGGCUACCAGUCACUCGUAUUACCAACAUAGAUACUACAUUGUACUACGCACUUCACGAUAAAAUCAGUUGUGUCAGUGGAGUAUUGUGCAAAGUGGCGAAAGUGUUUUUCUGAUCAAUGUCAAUGCAAACAUAAGCACGAUGUCUUUGCUACGUACGUUGCCCACUCUUAAUAACGCUACCAAAUUAAUAUCGCGCAGCGUUCCAGCUGUGUCUUAUCAUCCAAACGUAUUAGAUCAUUAUGAAAAUCCAAGAAAUGUUGGCUCUUUGGAUAAAAAUGACUCCCAAGUUGGCACCGGGCUUGUAGGAGCACCAGCCUGUGGGGAUGUCAUGAAACUUCAGAUUAAAGUUGACAAGGAUGGAAAAAUUGUCGAUGCUAAGUUUAAAACUUUUGGAUGUGGCUCUGCUAUUGCCUCGAGUUCGUUAGCCACAGAAUGGGUCAAGGGAAAGACUGUUGACGAAGCAUUGAAGUUAAAAAAUACCGAUAUUGCUAAAGAAUUGUGUUUACCACCCGUCAAGCUACACUGUUCGAUGCUUGCAGAAGAUGCAAUUAAGGCUGCUUUAUCAGAUUAUCGUAUAAAGCAGGAGGCAAAAUCAAAAGAUAAUACCUCAACUUAAAUCUGAUAUGUUCCAUAGUAUUAUGUAACAUUACUUGUGGUUACUCUAGUUAGUGAUGUUGUUAACCACUAUAUACUUUUAUAGAUUUUAGAAUCUCAGCAAAGUAUGAACUGUGAUCAGAAAUAAAAAUUACUGUAUCCUAAUAUAUAUUUAAAGUUCCAUGUAAAAAUACUUAGCUGUGCUUUAUUUUCUUUUAUGACAAUGAAUAAAUAUAUUUAAUUAAAAAUCUG
This is a messenger RNA of Hylaeus anthracinus, 977 nucleotides long. RefSeq names its product iron-sulfur cluster assembly enzyme ISCU (gene IscU). Gene Ontology annotation, biological process: intracellular iron ion homeostasis; iron-sulfur cluster assembly. Gene Ontology annotation, cellular component: cytoplasm; mitochondrial matrix. The coding region runs from base 271 to 747 and encodes 158 amino acids. Lineage: Eukaryota; Metazoa; Arthropoda; Insecta; Hymenoptera; Colletidae. The record is from RefSeq and is a predicted model, not a curated record. Gene Ontology annotation, molecular function: ferrous iron binding; 2 iron, 2 sulfur cluster binding. The transcript is spliced from 5 exons.